GCGACGAACGCUGCAUCACAGCUUUAAUGUCGCCGCCCUCGCCGUUCUAACUAAUCUGCUGUAGCUCAUUUUCGUUUUUGCCGUGAAGCAAGCGUACAACCAUAAAACAGUAAGCCAUUUCAUCAUCCUGACAUUCUGGUGCGAUGCUGCCAAAGCUCUCCGACAAGUGGGGAUCCAACCUUCAACUGCUGGUACCGGUCAUGACCACACCUUCGGUCGUGUCGACUCGGCGAAAUGCGCUGCUGGAACUCAAGAAGAUUGACGCGGUUCAAGUGCGCUACGCAGGUAAAGCCAAGAAACACUACUUCAUCGUCGAAAUAUUUGCUGACUCAUCGAGUUUCGAUCGCGCGGAUAGCGAGGUGGAGCAAGACGACGCACGGCUACGGAGACCGACCAUCCGGAUCGAACGGACGUGGUUAGAGUUUGUGGAUCUUCGCAGUAAAGUCUACAAGAUCGUCCGCGACGCGCAUCGCGUGGAGCCUUGCGCGUUCUGCACGGGUUUCAUGGACCAGGUCGUGUUCGGAGCGAACCCCAAUGGAGUCCUUGUCAGCUUGCUCGGUGGCAAGCGGUUAGAGCGUACACUGGCGAAAUUCGUGGAUGAAGUUCUCUCGCUUACCAUGCGUCACACUGCCAUCGACGCUCGAGGCUGCUGCGCCGGGCAGACUACUGUUCCUCAAGUCGUGCACGCCUUCCUCUUCAAGUGACGCCGCCGAGACUCUAUCGAGAUACGGCGACAGAAGCUUUUCAUAUUUUCGAGUCGUAUUGAAACGAGUAAUUUUUUAGAAGUCAAACUUUUCCUAAGGACUCGUCACAAUAAUUUUUUUUCUUGAAGAAAUACAUGUAAAGCCAAAAGUGACCCGACGAAAAUCCUUUAUGCCGAUCAUAGUGGUCCUAACGCAUGGCACAAAAGAAAAGAGAAAAAGACCCACCCAGUUAAUGAUGUAACCCAGCUACAUGAAUGCUUGUGCCGUGCUUUUGCUCCGCUUCAAUAAAGCUAC
This is a messenger RNA of Phytophthora nicotianae INRA-310, 998 nucleotides long. RefSeq lists its product as hypothetical. NCBI's taxonomy places the organism in Eukaryota, Oomycota, Peronosporomycetes, Peronosporales, Peronosporaceae. The coding region runs from base 144 to 704 and encodes 186 amino acids. The record is from RefSeq and is a predicted model, not a curated record. The transcript has a single exon.